AUGGACGAAGCCCACCGGCAAAUUGAUCAGAUCGACGAAGCUGCAAAGCUCGCCUUUGCUAAUAAUGACUAUUUUCUACAAAUAUUUGAUACAAUUUUGGCAGUCUCAUUGGCUCAACCUAUAACUUCAAACAAACUACAAUCGAAAUGCUUGACUUUUUUUCAUCGUUCAUUUUAUGAAAAACAGAUUCCCUUACAACAGCGUCAAGAAAAUUGCCAUAAACUAUUACCCUUAUUAAAUAGAUUUAUUAUAAAUGAUGAAAAUUUCAUUCAUAUUAAUAGACUGAAUUAUUCUUUAAUUCAAAAAUCAAUUGAAAUUUUCUCUUCUGUUUAUGACUUGCUGUUUCAGCACCUAAUAUCAAACCCGGAUGUUCAAUUGUGGAAUCAAAUAACAAUUUUAAAGGACUUUCUGAUUAAAAAUUGGAACACCUCCUACCCUUUAUUACCAACAAAUCCUAAAUCAGACAUAAAUAGAUCUUUAGGGUGUAAAAUUUCAAUCGUCCAAACGUUCAAGAAAAUUAUAGUCACCCAGUUGCCACCACCUCCGAAUAUAGAUCCAGAGAAUGACUCAGAUAUAUCCAUUGCAAAAGUUCCAAAAAACCAUCCAUUCCUUUAUAAUUCUUCACUAAACAAUCAGUCACACCUAUUGAUUGAUUCGUUAUUAAACUUGUUGGGUGGUGAUUCUCUUCUAUCGACAUCGUUCUUUGCUGCAAUAAUAACUAAUUUAAUGUCAAUUUUUAGGAAAAGGCCUAAUUUUAUAUCAAAUAAAAUAAUGAACUUUAUCUUGGCUUAUGAAUCACAGUUUAAAUCAUCUUCAAAAUUUGAAAAAAACAACUUAAAAAUUCAACUCAUCAAAAGAUUUAAUGAUAGAAUAGAUAAAAUAUUAAUGUCUUUGCUGCUUAAUAAAGGUUUUAUUGAGAAAGAUCCACCUUUGAAGUCAAGAUUCUCAAAUAAGCUGUCUUUUAUUACUGAGAUGCAAAAUAAACAGAAGAAAAGAGGAAUAUUAAGUAUAGAAGAGGAAAGUGAUAGCGAGGAAACCCCAAAUAAGCGUAGAAAGAUAGAUCCGACCUUCUAUUAUGAUGAGUCUAAAGUUGUCAAACAAGAGAAUUUUAGAUCUUUAUAUAAGCUGACAACCGAUGAAGACAUUGAAGAUAUUUCAAAUAUAAGUGCUGAUAAUUUGAACAAACUAAUAAUUGAGUCAAUUUCUAAAGUUGAUGCAAAUAGAUUAAAUUAUGGAUUAGAAAUCAUUAUUUCAAGAUAUCUUGAUUUAUAUAAAAGGUUCGAAUUUAGGGAAAAUAAGCUAAAGGAAUCGGAGAAGGCUAAAUGUGAUGAAAUAGCCAAAAAGGAAUUGGAACAGAAACUUAAAGCAGCAUCUUCUAGUACGUCUUCUGCUACUGCGACAAAUGCAGCUGCUGUGACAGCAGCUGCAGCAAUCUCUAAACCGUCUAACUUUAUAGAUGAUGAUUAUGAUCCUAGCGCUGAAAAAUCCGAAGGUAAAAAACAUGUUAUUGAUGAAGAUGACGAAAACUUCGAUGAUUCUGACUUUGAUCUCGACUUUGACAUGAAAAACGAGAAAUAUGAGCUGCCAGAACCAAAAUCACUUGAUCCAAAGGCAAAAGUGAAGCAGGUUGAACUUUUGGUAGAUAAUUUGAUCAAAAGGUCAAAUGACGGCAAAAAGUGGGUAAGAUAUCUAUCAAGAUUGGCAACUAGAGGUACAAAUAUUAACGAUGAAAUUGCAAAUUAUAUAAGAGACCAGCUUUUUACAGUCUUCAAGAAUAACAUCAAAUCUCAUAUUGACGAUCUAGUUGAAUGGUUAAAUGAAGAAUACUAUACUCAGUUUAUUGUUCAUCGAGAUUCAAUCGAUCACGUAGAAACUUCUUCUUAUCUGAAGUAUACAACUCUUGUGUUAGAUUAUUUGAUUCCAUUCCUUGAAAUCUCUGAUCGUACAAUUUUUAUUAGAUUGCUAAGUGAACUGCCAUAUCUUGAUUAUUCCUUAAUCAGCAAACUGAAGUCGAUCUGUCUUGACCCACUUCGUUCUAAAUUAGGCUUUCAGCCUAUUCUUUAUUUGAUUAUGUUCAGGCCUCCUGUUUUUGAUACCUGCAUCAAAGUUGUUGAGGAAUUGUACAAGGAUGCCAUUAAUAAAAACAACGAGCAACUAAAGAAUGAAUCUGAAAAUAUACUAAAGAAAUAUAAACCUGAUUCUAUCACUAACUCUACAUAA
Pichia kudriavzevii is the source of this 2220-nucleotide messenger RNA. RefSeq lists its product as uncharacterized. The transcript has a single exon. Bases 1 to 2220 code for a protein of 739 amino acids. The record is from RefSeq and is a predicted model, not a curated record. Gene Ontology annotation, cellular component: mRNA cleavage and polyadenylation specificity factor complex. Lineage: Eukaryota; Fungi; Ascomycota; Pichiomycetes; Pichiales; Pichiaceae.